GGACGGAGAGACGAGUUAUAUAUUCCACCGCCCUCGCGGCACUUUGCCCGCAUCGCAAUCUCCACACAAACCAACGCUGCAGGGCUGCGCCACCAAGCAAAGGAGAGCUGCAGCUGCGCACCGUUUGCUCUUGGCACCAUCUCCUGCUCUCCGAGUCUCGGACGCGGAUGGCUGCGGUGGUGGUCGCCGUGGAGGCCGCGGUGGCGAGCGGGGCCUGCAAGGGCAGGUCGUCGUACCUGGUGAGGAGCCUCUACUGGAGGCUGCGCGCCGGGCUGCGGAGGCUGCACUCGGAGCGGGCGGGGAGGUGGCGCAGGGGCGGCAGCCGGUUCCACUACGACGCCCUCAGCUACGCCCUCAACUUCGACGACGGCCACGGCUCCGCUGACUUCGUGCGGUGACAGGCUGACCUUGCUGCGGAUCGCCUCGGGGUACUACUAGCUAGCUAACGGUGUUGGAUUUCUUAGCCAGUUUAGGCAAAAGCCAAUCGAUCAAAGGAGUGGGUCGGAGGUGCGUCGCCGUUUUCUAGCUGCUUAAUGGGCAUUUCUUUUUUCGAGUCGACGGUGUCAAACGAUGCAUCCGUUCUUGAUUCUUGUAGCUUCUGUUGCGCCGUGCUGUUUAUUAUAUAUAGCAGGUCUGGUCAUUCCAUUGUUGCA
Molecule: messenger RNA, 653 nt
Organism: Setaria italica (foxtail millet)
Lineage: Eukaryota; Viridiplantae; Streptophyta; Magnoliopsida; Poales; Poaceae
Exons: 1
Coding region: 168-398 (76 amino acids)
Source: RefSeq, a predicted model, not a curated record